GAAUUGGUCCUUUCAAUUAAAGCGCUCAGUGUUACUAUAAUUCUUUUUCGUUUUCUUUCUAAAAUGGCCACAACAAUUUGCAUUCGAGAUGCCAAAACAGUGGGCCGAAUUCGUGAGCCAGGUACCUACACCUUCACUGAAGCUUUGGCUCUAACAAAUUUUGGAAAAUUCAACUAUGUUUUGAUUUUCAUCUCCGGCUUGGUAACGGGCACACUGGUGCUGGAGACGACUUCAAUAGGCUUUGUGCUGCCCAUAGCUCAAUGCGAAUUGCAAUUGACCAAUCGUGACAAGGGUAUACUCAGCGCAAUCAAUUUUGUGGGCAUAAUCGCUAGUUCACAUUUGUGGGGAUUUUUUGCUGAUACCAAGGGACGUCGGCAGGUUUUAUGGUCCACUUUGCUGGCAGCUUUUGUGUCUACUGUUUUCUCCAGUUUUGCACACAAUUUUUGGACGAUGGUUUUACUGCGUUUUGUCAAUGGAUUCUUUGUGUCCAGCACUGCUAUCAUUUACGCUUACCUUGGCGAAUUCCAUGCACCCAAAACACGUUCCCGCGCAAUUAUGUGCUCAGCAGUCAUAUUUUCCGUUGUUGCGAUGCUUCUGCCGAUGAUCGCUUACUUGGUGAUAAAUCAAGACUGGGUUUUGCCUUUAACAUUUCUACACAUAAACUAUAGACCUUGGCGGGUCUUUUUAAUCGUAUGUGGUGUUCCCGGAUUACUUUGCAGUAUUAUAAUUUAUAUUUUGCCCGAAAGUCCAAAGUUUUUGCUGACAGUCGGCGAGGAGAGCAAAGCCAUACAGGUGUUGCAAAAAAUGCACCGCUGGAAUAAUGGCAAGCAAACACUUAGAAUUACAAAUAUUCUCUCAGAUGAUGACACUUCGAUCAUAACACCGAAAUUUAACAACUGCGAUUCGAAUACGAAUUUCGCACUCGUAUUUUUGCAAACGAUGUGGAGUCAAACUGCGCCACUGUUCCAACGGAAAUAUUUGCAAAUUACGGUAAUAAUUUGUAAUAUUCAAUUUUGGGCAUUAGUCGCUGCCAACGGCUUAUAUAUGUGGUUCCCGCAAACAAUCAAUAGUGUGGUGACAUUCAUACAGGAACACUCAGGCGAGCACAAACUAAUUUGUGAAAUUGUCUAUGACCAGCAAGACGCGUUAUACAAAACAGAUGGAACGAUUGAGUGCGUGACUAAACUGGAGACCCCCACAUUCUAUUACUCGCUUAUUAUGGAAAUACUUUACGCCAGCUCAUUCGCAUUAGUAGGCUUUAUCAUAAAUCGUGUCGCAAAAAUAUUGAUUCUUUUUAUUACCAUAAUAUUAUUCACAUCCUGCGGUUUAGCUUCUGUCUUCAUAGUCAAUCCAGUUAUUGCCGCCUACCUGUAUGUGCUUUUUUUCGUCGUAGGCGUGGCAAUCAUUGUGCUGAAUGCUAUUACAAUAGAUCUGUAUCCAACACACUUGCGCGCCAUGGCUGCAUGCAUAUCACUUAUGGUGGGUCGUGUUGGAAGUAUUGUCGGGGCCAACGUUGCUGGAGCUUUGAUGGGUCAGCAUUGCGAAUGGAAUUUCUAUAUCUGCUGUGGAGCUCUGUUCAGUUGCGCUUUUCUUGCUUUGCUGCUACCACGUAAAAACAUUCAUGGUGAAUCGUAAACAGAAUAUAAAUUUUGAAAACUUUAGGCAAACUCUUAGUGAAAUUUUAGUAAACACAUCUUAACUAUUAAAUGUAUAUUAAA
Molecule: messenger RNA, 1718 nt
Organism: Bactrocera latifrons
Lineage: Eukaryota; Metazoa; Arthropoda; Insecta; Diptera; Tephritidae
Product: synaptic vesicle glycoprotein 2A-like
Exons: 8
Coding region: 64-1635 (523 amino acids)
Biological process (GO): transmembrane transport
Molecular function (GO): transmembrane transporter activity
Source: RefSeq, a predicted model, not a curated record